CCCCACCCCACCCUUUCCACUUUUUCCCCGGCCGACAAAGUUGCCAAAGCCCGGAAGCGGCCGAAGGAAACAAACUUUCCGAACAUCGCGGCAGGGAGGAGGGGGGCUCCCGCAGGAUAAAAGGAAACCCCUCCCCUCCAGGUGGAACUUCCAGCGCCCAGGGCAGCCGGCGGACUCCGGGAAGAGGCGAUCGCAAGCCGGGGAUGGGCCGUUGAAAGGGAGAAGCGCCGAGGAGGAGAAGGAGGAGGGAGAGGAGGUGGCAAUCAACCAGGCCACCCGGCCGGGAGAAAAAUCCCACGGAGACCCCUCGAAGAGAGAGACGAGCCUGCCUUCCUUCCUUCCAAUCCGGAGGGCCAUGGGGACCCGACAGCCCCUCCGGGCCAAAACGAGGGGUCUCCCCUACGUCGUUCUGUUGGGGGUCCUGCUGGGUAUCAUUCAGGCUGUGGAAAGUAACUCCUCACGUACAGCUGUUUGUCCAGGUUAUCCCGAUGUCCGGAGAGAACCGCAAGGCCAAAUCCAUAGCCCUUCGGCCCGUGUGACGACUUCCAGCAGCUGUUCCUGGGUGAUUGUGGGUGGCCCAGACGAUAUCAUCUACAUUGGGUUCCAGCACUUCAUCCUUUCCUGCGGGUCAGAAAUGCUGAUAAUCCGUGCGCCCAAUCAGCUGUCCAGGAAAUUGUGCGGUUACACAGUGCCGGAAUCGAUUCGCAUAAAGGGUGGCAACGUGACGCUGACUUACAGUUGGAAAUUUUGGGCAAGGAACAGAUUUCUGCUGAAAUACGAAAGAGAACCUAAAACACACCCUAUUGUGUCAUGCAACCGCACCUUGGACGACUUCUAUGGGGUGAUUUAUUCCCCCGCUUUCAGCUCAGAUUCACAUCUAGGCGCUGCACAUUGCCAGUGGGUUUUGGAUGCCCAUGAUAGCCGCCCCCUCAUCCUUCGCUUCACGGUCCUUAACUUAGAUAUUGGAGACUCCAUCCGGGUGUAUGAUGGGGUACCCGGCACCCCGCUCCACCCUCACUUGCUGCGUAACUUGGAUUACACCAGCAACAACAAGAUUGUGUUGGUUGACUCCCCAUCAAGCCGGGCAUGGGUAGUGUACCAAGCAGUACCAGGAACAGAAGGACGGGGUUUCAACGCUACAUAUCACGUGCAGGGAUUUUGUGUGCCAUGGGACUUCCCCUGUGGAGGAGACAGCGGCAAGGGCGCUACAUGUUACAGCACUGCCGAGCGCUGUGAUGGGAACUGGGAUUGUGCCAAUGGCGCUGAUGAGGACGGUUGCCACGGCUGCCCACCGGGGCAAUAUCCCUGUGGAGGACGAGGCAUUGGAGGUGCUGUCUGCUACAGUCCCGCCGAUCGUUGCAACUACCAAACAUUUUGUGCGGAUGCUGCUGAUGAACGCCACUGUUACACCUGCCAGCCUGGGAACUUCCGGUGCAGAGACGGCCGCUGUAUCUAUGAGAGUUGGGUGUGUGACGGGCAGGCAGACUGUGUCGAUACUUCGGAUGAGGCGGAUUGCUCCUACAUCCUGCCCCGAAAGGUGGUGACAGCGGCCGUCAUCGGCAGCCUGGUGUGUGGUCUCCUUCUGGUCAUCGCACUGGGCUGCACAUGCCGUCUGUAUGCGCUCCGGAGCCAUGAAUUUGGAGUCUUAGCACCUAUGUCGCGAAUGGAGGCCCAGCUGCUUCAGCGCCAGGCUCCGCCAUCUUAUGGGCAGCUCAUCGCUCGCGGGGUUAUUCCUCCAGUAGAAGGAUUCCCAGUUGAGCAUCCAAAUCAGAAUUCGGUCCUGGGGAAUUUGCGGUCCCUCCUGCAUCUCUUGCGACGGGACCCAGCCAGCCCUGCAGGAACCAAUGGGGCGUGUCGUCCCCAUCAAAGCCGCUUCAUGCGACGUCUGACGAGGCGUAUGCGCCGAUUGGGGCUACUCCCUGCCCUGGCUUCCCCCGCCUCAUCUUCAACUACGGCUUCCACCGUCGCCCCUAACUCAUCUCCUGCGCCUGAUGACCUGGCCGAACCAUCCCGUUGGGACGGAGAUGUUUCUUCCCAGCUUCCAGAAGACCAAGCGCCGCUUCUUGCUGCCAAGGUCCCACCAGUUCCUGUGGAACCCACGCCAGCUCCUCACAUCCCGCGGCCUCCUCCACGGUUUACGGGGGUCAUGCGCAGCCUCCGUGUCCGGCUUUUCUCCCCCACGCUCACCUGCUCCGGAGAGGCUGGAGAGGAACGGAGCAUGUUUCCAUCUCCCGAUGAUGAAGACGAAGUGCUUCUCGUCCCUCUCACUGACCCGCAACUUGAGAACUUCGAGAGCUGGGAUGGCGACGAUGAACCUCUUCUGACUUGAGAAAUUUGGCUGGACGUGGCCUUGAGAAAAUCUGUCACCAGCGACCAGAUAGUCAAGUCUAUUUUUCUUUCCUGCAGAUCUUUCCAUGUUUCCCCACCCCCACCCC
This is a messenger RNA of Pseudonaja textilis, 2435 nucleotides long. RefSeq names its product LDL receptor related protein 10 (gene LRP10). The record is from RefSeq and is a predicted model, not a curated record. NCBI's taxonomy places the organism in Eukaryota, Metazoa, Chordata, Lepidosauria, Squamata, Elapidae. Gene Ontology annotation, molecular function: protein binding; low-density lipoprotein particle receptor activity. Gene Ontology annotation, cellular component: plasma membrane.